This is a messenger RNA of Phytomonas sp. EM1, 948 nucleotides long. The record is from the annotation of a GenBank genome assembly. Lineage: Eukaryota; Euglenozoa; Kinetoplastea; Trypanosomatida; Trypanosomatidae.
AUGCACCAGCAAAAGGACCUGCCCGCGCACGUGGAGCUGCUCACGGAUUACGAAGGCGAGGGCGUCUACACGUCGGUCGCGUCCGCGGCGCAGCAGGAUUUGCUUUGCCGUCGGUUUGAUCAGAUUGUGCGCGAUCGCGCGGAAACCCCUGCCGACUCCACCACGACGAGGACUUCACCGACGGCGGCGGUGCUCUUCUCCUGCUUUGGCCUCGUUCCCACAUCGGGCACGAUCUUCUUGUCGUACGACAUCGUCCCGGACGUGCCGAACUUUGGGCAGUUUGUACGAAAAGCGCUCGCACCACCAGGGUGGCGGGCAACGGCCGUCUCGCAGGGCGGCGCGAGAAGCGGUGGGGGGAAAUCGGAUUCAGGGGAGCGCGACGGCGCCUUGCGACGGCCUAAGGAAAAAGCACCGCGUCCGGAGGGAGAGGGGGAUUGCAGCGCUUUAUCGCUUGACGAAAGUCGCAUCACCGAGGCGGGGAGGUUAAAAGAAGUACCUGCCUAUCGCCAUCUCCUCCUCCUGCUUCGGCCGAAUGAGGUGAAGGGGAUGCUGCGACAUCUCCGCCUGACGGGGGAGGCCCUCAACCUGACUUACACUCCGCUAGCGCACCGACCCUCUCAGGCCAGCUAUCGCUUAGCCGCUGAAAAGCUAAAAUCAUUGAAUAAGAAACUUUUUCCCAUUCAAAAUUCGGCCUUUCAGGCGUAUAAGACUACCAUGAAGGCGUAUAGCGGAGUGGGGCCACGUGAUGUGUACGAUGAAAAGCAACUGAACCUUGAAAAGGUCGCGGAAGAAUUUGGCUUCACCGAGCUCCCUUUGCUUGAUUUGCGGCUGAGAGAUAAUAGUUUUCGUCCAAAGGAGGAUUUGUACAAAUUAUCUAGGAAAAAGCAGGCGGAGGAGCGACGAGCGUAUAAACGAUUCGCUGAGAGCAACAUCCCUAUUGAUCCGUAG